Molecule: messenger RNA, 147 nt
Organism: Merops nubicus (carmine bee-eater)
Lineage: Eukaryota; Metazoa; Chordata; Aves; Coraciiformes; Meropidae
Product: protein yippee-like 4
Exons: 2
Source: RefSeq, a predicted model, not a curated record
CACUCGGUGGCUGACAUCUUCUGCCAGAGCUGCAAGACCACCCUGGGCUGGAAAUAUGAACAGGCUUUUGAGAGCAGCCAGAAGUACAAGGAGGGGAAGUUCAUCAUCGAGAUGUCGCACAUGGUGAAGGAGAACGGCUGGGACUGA